This is a messenger RNA of Drosophila bipectinata, 1792 nucleotides long. It is a transcript of the gene mEFTu2, whose product is annotated as mitochondrial translation elongation factor Tu 2. The record is from RefSeq and is a predicted model, not a curated record. Gene Ontology annotation, molecular function: GTPase activity; GTP binding; translation elongation factor activity. Gene Ontology annotation, cellular component: mitochondrion. Gene Ontology annotation, biological process: mitochondrial translational elongation. NCBI's taxonomy places the organism in Eukaryota, Metazoa, Arthropoda, Insecta, Diptera, Drosophilidae.
CAAAAUUGACAGACAGCUGAGAAACAAAAAUUUUUUAUUAGUUUGAAUCGUUUGCUACAAAUUUUAAAUAAAACAACGAAAACCGAAAUCUUUUUUCGGCUUGAGAGACUCUUGAAGUCAAUAUUUCUUCGGCUGAGAGACUCUUGCAGUCAAAAUUUCAGUUGGAGCUUUGCGCUUAGGUGGACGUUGUGCAGCACUGGUGGAUCAGCUGUUCUUGUUGUGGUUUUUUACGGCGUGAGCUGCGUUACGUGCUAUCCUCCGGGUUGAGGAUUGGAAGAGAUGCAGGGAGCUAGAGUUCUGAGAGGUUUGCUUCCUAAGUUAUGGUCCCACGGUGAAGUACUGCUCCGCCAAAGGGUCACGCGGGCAACAGCCAGUGCCGGAAUAGUACCAAGAUUUUUGGCCACCAGUCCAGACAAAAAGCCGGAGAGUGGAUUGCGUGAACUGCCGCACUGCAAUGUAGGCACCAUCGGCCAUGUGGACCAUGGGAAGACCACUCUCACUGCCGCCAUCACCAAGAUUCAGUCGAAGAAGGGUAUGGCGGAGUACCUGUCCUACGAUCAAAUUGACAGGGCUCCUGAGGAAAAGGCACGGGGUAUAACCAUAAACGCUUGCCAUAUCGGCUAUGCCACAAGCCAGCGCACCUACGCCCACACCGAUUGCCCAGGGCAUGCGGAUUAUAUAAAGAACAUGAUUUCGGGUGCAUCGCAAAUGGAUGGUGCUAUCCUGGUUGUGGCAGCCACCGACGGGCAAAUGCCUCAGACACGAGAGCAUCUUUUGCUGGCCAAACAAGUGGGCAUCCAACGUAUUGUCGUCUUUAUCAACAAAGCCGAUCUGGUCGACCAGGAGGUUCUUGAACUGGUAGAGAUUGAGAUGCGCGAGAUGCUCAGCGACUUUGGCUUUGAUGGUGUUAAUAGUCCGGUCAUUUGUGGAUCAGCUUUGUUAGCCCUUCGAGAGGACCCAUCGGUGUUCGGUGUACCAGCUAUCGAAAAGCUUUUGGAGCAAUGUGAUUCCUACAUACCAACGCCACAAAGGGAUUUCACGGCGCCGUUCAUUCUGCCCAUCGACAAUGCCUUUACUGUUCCCGGACGAGGUACAGUAGUUGUGGGUACCAUUAAGCGGGGUACCAUUCCCCGGAAUGCAGAGGCCGAUCUUCUGGGCUUUAACCAGAACCUAAAGACUAGCAUAAGCGACAUUCAGAUCUUCCGCAAAAGCGUACCCCAGGCGAUUGCCGGAGAGAAUGUGGGUGCUCUAUUACGCGGAAUUAAGAUUUCCGCUGUGGAGCGUGGCAUGCUGCUCUGUGCCACGGGUUCGGAGGAUAUUUCAAACCAUUUUGAAGCCUCAAUGUACCUACUGUCGCGCGCCGAAGGUGGUCGCGUGAAACCUAUGCUUUCCAAGUAUAUUCAGCAGCUUUUUAGUCAAACAUGGAAUGUUCCGGCUCGUAUCGAUAUUGAUCCCAGUGAAGCUAUGCUUAUGCCUGGCGAGCAUGGUCAGGUGCGCGUCACUCUGUUGAGAAAAAUGGUGAUGACCCCAGGCCAGGCUUUCACGAUACGAGAGAAUGGAGCCACGGUGGCCACGGGAAUGGUAACACAACGACUGCCGUCGCUGGACCUGCCCAAAAACAAGCUCUCCAAAGCGCUGGUGGAUUGUUAACGUCUGGCAAUUAUAUUUGUACAAAACUCAUAAAUUGCUGCUCAUUAUACAUUCUUGUUUCGUUAAUAUAUAUUUAUACGUGUGUAUUUCAUAGGUAUUUUGUAUCGGAAUACUUAAAUUGUUUUUAACAAAUGCCAACGUA